CUGCGGCUGCGGGGCUCCCUCCUCGGCGGGCUGGGCUGGAGGGAUGACAAAGCAGCCGUGGCGGCGGCCAGCCCAGCUCAGCCCUCCCCUUCCUUGUCCUCCUCCUCUUCCUCAGGCUGCCCAGCAGCGCCGCUGUUAUGGCAACCAGCCCGCCUCGCCGGAGGAGCCGAUGAUGGAGCAGCGGCCAUGGCCCGAGCGGCGGCAGGAGCAGCGGGAACCGAGGGCGGCGGCGGGAGCGGCGCGGGGGCCGCCGUGGCGGCGUCGGAGGAGCGGCCGUCGGGGGAGCCGGCGGAGCUGUCCCUGGAGGAGGUGCUGAAGUCUUACGAACAGCCCAUCAACGAGGAGCAGGCCUGGGCCGUGUGCUUCCAGUGCUGCCGCGGGCUGCUGCAGCCCGGCCCCGUCGAAGAAGGCGCGCCCGAGCAGGAGGCGCGCCGCUGGGGGCCCGCCGGGCGCAUCCGCGACACCGCCGACAUCCGCCUGCACCGGGACGGCGCCGUCUCCGCCUGCGGCGAGUACGGCGUGGCCGAGCUCCCAUUGACCUUGACACCCUCUGCUGAAGCACAGAUGGUGCAGUCUCUCGGCUUUGCAAUCUACCGAGCGCUGGACUGGGGUCUGGAUGAGAAUGAGGAACGAGAGCUCAGCCCUGAACUGGAGCGGCUUAUUGACUUGAUGGCUAACAGCGAUUCAGAGGACAGUGGCUGUGCCACAGCAGACGAAGGCUAUGGCGGGCAGGAGGAGGAAGAGGAGGCAGAGGGCACCCUGAGGGCCGUGUGCACCUUCAGCCAAGCCAUGCGGCUCUGUGCUAUGCGCCUCACCCAGCCCCAGGAAGCUGAGGCCCACUACCAGGCUGUCUGCAGAGCCCUCUUCCUGGAGACGGUUGAACUGAAGGCUUUUCUGGCCAAGAUUCGCGAUGCCAAGGAGAUGCUGACGAAGCUGAAGGAUGAGGACGAGAAGCUGAUGGACCGAACAGCUGCAGAUCUAGACAACCUGAGGAACACAGACUGGGCUCGGCUGUGGGUCCAGCUAAUGAGGGAGCUCCGCAAUGGAGUCAAGCUCAAGAAGGUCCAGGAGAAGCAGUUCAACCCCUUGCCCACUGAGUACCAGCUGACGCCCUUUGAGAUGCUGAUGCAGGACAUCCGGGCCCGCAACUAUAAGCUCCGCAAGGUCAUGGUGGACGGUGACAUUCCUCCCAAGGUGAAGAAGGAUGCACAUGAGCUUAUCCUUGACUUCAUAAGAUCUCGGCCGCCCCUGAGACAGGCUUCGGAACGGAGGCUGCGCCCCAUUCCUCAGAAACAGAGGACGCUCCAUGAGAAAAUCCUGGAGGAGAUCAAGCAGGAAAGGAAGCUCCGGCCUGUGGCAUCACGGCACCAGAAUCAGAAAGGGUUUGGCUCCCUCCCCUGCAUCCUGAAUGCCUGCUCCAGCAAUGUGACCUCAACUUCCUGCAUCAACCUCUCAGAUGUCUCCGACGCCAAUGCCCUGCCCCAGCGCCAGAGGCCUAGGGUCUUGCUGAAGGCUCCCACGCUGGCAGAGAUGGAGGAGAUGUUGACCUCGGAGGAGGAAGACUCUCCAAGCUCCGAGGCUGUACAGGAACCAGGUCCACUGAUGCCCCUGAAGCGUGACCGCUCCUUCUCGGAGCAAGACUUGGCCCAGUUUCAGAGUGAAAGCGGUGGUGGCCAGCCUGACUCAGAGUAUUUGGGACCCAGCGGGUCUGAACCGAGACCCCGCUCAGGUACCGAGAGCCCUGCAUGGACCAGCAUGGAAAAUACGGGUUCGGUUCCAGCCAGCUACCAGCAGGCUCCCUGUGGUGCCAGUCCUUUCCCCCCCAAGCAUGGCGUCCUCAGCUCUGUGGACGAGAAGUCAGAGGCUGGUUCCAGUACUGCCUCAGAUGUCAACUUGAAAUAUUUGUGGCUGCAGGAGUUCAGCCACCCUGUGGAGAGCCUGGCACUCACUGUGGAGGAGAUGAUCAAUGUGCGGCGGGUGUUGGUGAAAGCAGAGAUGGAGAAGUUCUUGCAGAGCAAGGAGCUGUACAGCAGCCUGAAGAAAGGGAAGAUCUGCUGCUGCUGCAAAACCAAGUUUGCUCUGUUUUCCUGGCCCCCAACUUGCCUGUUCUGCAAGAGGUCUGUCUGCAGCUCCUGUAGUCUAAAGAUCAAGAUGCCUUCAAAGAAGCUUGCCCAUAUCCCUGUCUAUGCCCUGGGCUUUGAGACCCUUCCAGGUUCGUUGGGUACAAGGGCACCUCCAUUCCGGAGGAGGGAGGCUUUCCACUCCUUGCAGGGCACACGCUGGCGCAGCGUGGAGGAGGAAUUCCCGUACAUCUAUGCGCAUGGCUCUGUGCUCAAGGAUGUUUGCAGCGACUGUUCCGGGUUCGUCACAGAUGUCGUCAGCUCCAGCCGCAAGAGCAUGGACAUCCUGAACACCACCCCGUGCAGGAGCCGCAAGACCCAGUCCCUUUACAUCCCUUCCAGUUAAAUGACCCUCCUCUGCUGCUGGUCUCCUCCACAAGCCCCCUGCCCUCUGCACCCAACCUUCAUUCUUUGAUCCUCUGUAUUUCCCAGCCCCCAGCAAGGAGGAUGCAAGUGCUCUCUGGCCAAGGAAGCUUCAGCUGGCUUUGUCUGGACUUGUUGCCUCCUGGCUUCCUUGCUUCUCUGUCCAGCCCAUCUCCUCCUUUCCCUCCAUCCCAGCCUCCCAUGAACAUCCCCUGCCUGGCCUGCGUGCGUGUGUACAUAUAUACAUAACCUUAUAGAGACACUAUAUUUAUAUCUGUCGAUCAGCUGCUGUGGUCCAUGGGCUACGUUUGGUCUGGGAAUGCCCCUGCUUGGCAAACGAGGACUCUGCUGAAGUCUUCCCAACCACCCACCUUUUUUGGAUUGUAAGAAAGACGGAUUUGGGGCAGGAUAAUUCCAGAGUGUUUGGAAGCCUGGCCAUCUAAGUUGCUGCAAAUGCAACCUUGAAAUCCCAGAUGCAGCCACCCCAGAGGAUGACCUUGUUCCCUUGAGGGCUCUGCCCUUUCAGUCAUACUAGUAAGAGAAGCUCUCUCUGAGAUGUCUUACCUGUGCAGCUUCUAGUCUUAUGGGAAGCAGGCCCAUUGUGCCAUGACCUGUCUGCUGCUUUCCAAUAUCUUCCUCCAAGCUGUUUCUCUGCCCCCCCCACCCUUCUCGGUGAUGUCUUGAUUAUCUGCUCCCUCCCAGCACCAAGCAGCAGGAGGUGCUUUUUAAAAUGUGUUCAGACUAUCAUUGUCUGUUUUCUAAUCCCUAGUUUUUUUGGGCUCCUUGGGUUUAGGAGGCAAGGGGUAAUUUUUGUAAUCAUUUAGACAAAGGCUGAACAUUUCCCACACAGUGGGUUUUGUGUGGCUGCCAGAACUACAGUUGGGGGGUUGCAUGGCUGCUAGGGAUGAGCCAGGCACCGACAAGAGUAUCAGCUGUGUGUGGCAGGAUCCUGCAGGCAAUGUCUCCUCAUGCAGAACAGGACUCUGGCUCUCCAAAAGCUGAUAAGAUGAGCAGUCUAUUUCCACAUGUCCCAUUCCCCCACUCCAUUCAGGAUUGCCUUGAAAAUAGAAAACAGAGGUGCACAAAGGAGCUCUCCCUGUGAGGACAGAAUGAAAGCCAGAUUCAGCCCAUGCCAGGCCUGGGCUAGGGUGAGUCUUGCCACUGCCCUUAAGAGAAUUUGGAGAGAGGAGAUUGGGAUAUGCAGGGCUGCCCCUGAGUCUUUCAACCACCUUCCCUGUCAAACCUGCUGCUGUGGUGGCCGGCACAUGUAAAUUGGCUGUGCCAUGGCAUCCUGAGCUCAUCUUCCCUUGAUAGCUAAUUUCCAAACCCUGGAAGCACCCCAAAAACAGAGGCUGUAAAUGCAAAAUCCACAGCCCUAGUAUGCCAAAUUAGCACGUCAGCACUAUACAUUUAAAACACUAUGGUACUACUUUAAAUAGUCUUGGCUUCCCCCAAGGAAUCCCGGGGCAUGUAGUUUGUUAAGCGUAGUUAAGAGUUCUGAAGAGACUCCCAUUCCCCUAAAGCCACAAUUCCCAGCAUUGUUUAACAACCAAUCCUUUGCAGGGAAUUCUUGGAACUGUAGCUGGGGGUGGGAUGCAGGUCGUCUUAUACCACUCAGCACCCUUGACAAACUACACUUCCCAGGGUCCUUUAGGAGAAGCCAUAAUUGCUUAAAGCAGUAUGAUACUGUUUCAUAUGUAUAGUGCAGAUGGGGCCAGAGACUAUUGAGUGUGGCUAGCGGAAUGGGGAGUGGAUCAAUUUAUCUUUGACAGGUGGAUAGAAAAGGGUCUUGCUUCUCCUACCCUUUUGUCUUUUCCCUGGAUCGGUUUUAUUCAACCUGGAAGGCAGCACUUCUGCCGUCUCUGGUCUGCUUAUUUCUGCCAGGGAUGAUGACAGAUCUGCCUUUGAAUGUUCAAGUGUGAGACCAGGCUGGGAUAAGCUAAAUUCCUUGCUAGCAAUGGCAGCCCAGUUUUCUUCCACCAGUGAACCAUUCAGUCUUCCGAGCAGCAAAGACAGCCAAUACCCUGUGGCUCCCUAAGGAUGCAAUUUAUUAUGGUAUAAGCCAAAGGUAGACAACAUGGUGUCCUCUGGGAGUGGUGGACCACAACUCCCAUCAGCCCUAUCCAACAUGGCUAAUGGACAGAAAUGAUGAGAACUGUAGUCUACCACAUAUGAAAGGUACCCCAACAUACGUUUUCAUGGACUAGUGGACCACUGCAUCUGACAAAGUGGAUUUCUAGUCCCCAAAAGCUGAUGCCAUAAUGAAUGAAGUCUUCAAAGUGCCACAGGACACUAUUUUUUAUUUUAUUUUUUUGGUUAUAUUUAGCCUUGUAGCUCUGGGCUUUAUUCUGUGGCAUGUGCCAUGGGCUGCAAGGUGCCAGCCUGGUGUUGCCCAUUUGUCCUGUUGAGAAAGUGGGCUUCAGCACUGCCACUUGGGUUUGGCAAGAGCCUCCAUGGCUCCAUUCCUGCAUGUCACCUACCCACAGUGACUCUGCUGCUCAGGAUCUCAACCGGCCACUUAAGACAACCUUGGACCACUUCUGUGGCUCAGAACUAGCACCAUCUCCUGCCAAGCCUGCACACAGUCUCAAAAGCUGCACAUACACACUCUCUCUCUCCCCCCUUCCUCUUCCUGCCCCAGGGGACGUAACUGCUUCCUAAAAUGCCACUAGUUUUGUGUAUAGCACCAUAAGAGCUCCACAUUUUGUAUCUUGCCAAUACUUGCAAACGCCAAAUAUACAGUUCAUGCAGUCGGUGCUUUACAGUGGAACAGACUGUGUACCUGCAGGUGCACAGCUGGAUGUGCAAAUACCUACUUGUACAACCAGUCGGUUAUGGGGUGAGGAUUGAGUGCUUGUCAAUUUGCACAUGAUGCAAGUGGAAAAAGCAAGGACUGAGUUACACAGGGGAUUGAGAGAGGACAUUGUAGAAACAAAUCAGGUGGAGUGUUAUGAGGGUCAAAGAGGAAGCCAGGUGUUUGCAGGUGAUUGCUCAAGCCUGUUUUUCCUCGGUGCUGAGAAAGGAAGGUAAUCCAGCUAUAGGAACCGCUAGUGCUUUUCACUGCCACUGCUGCUUCUAUUGCUGUUUGUGCCAAUCUGCUUGCUUGGAGUCUUGCCUUGGCUGCAUCGUGCUGGCUGCUGCCUCUGGAGUUCAACAUGCCUUAUCACCCUGCUCACCUUCUUUGCAAUAAUUCAUUGCACUCUGUGUCAAAAGGGGUGUGUGUGCUCCCUCCUUUUUCUUGUAUGUUCUGCCUGCACUUACUCUCCCCCUCAACCAAUGUUUUAUACGCAGCCUGUAUUGUAAAGAGUUGUAAAUAAAAUGUAAAGUGAAACUGA
This is a messenger RNA of Podarcis raffonei (Aeolian wall lizard), 5818 nucleotides long. It is a transcript of the gene SPIRE2, whose product is annotated as spire type actin nucleation factor 2. The record is from RefSeq and is a predicted model, not a curated record. Gene Ontology annotation, cellular component: cell cortex; cytoplasmic vesicle membrane. Bases 187 to 2466 code for a protein of 759 amino acids. Gene Ontology annotation, biological process: establishment of meiotic spindle localization; actin nucleation; intracellular transport. The transcript has 15 exons. NCBI's taxonomy places the organism in Eukaryota, Metazoa, Chordata, Lepidosauria, Squamata, Lacertidae. Gene Ontology annotation, molecular function: actin binding.